This is a messenger RNA of Darwinula stevensoni, 3081 nucleotides long. NCBI's taxonomy places the organism in Eukaryota, Metazoa, Arthropoda, Ostracoda, Podocopida, Darwinulidae. The record is from the annotation of a GenBank genome assembly.
AUGUGUAACACAAAGGGUGAUUCAACUGAUUCUGACAUCAUUGCCAGUGGAAGGUCCCUGAUGCGAGUUCUCAAUGUUGCUGAGAAAAAUGAUGCAGCAAGGACUAUUGCUGAACUUCUAUCUCAAGGCUCCUACAGGAGGAGGGAAGGAUUAUCAAAAUUUAACAAGAUUUAUGAGUUUCAAUAUAACCUGCUGGGACAGCAAUGUCAGAUGGUUAUGACAUCUGUGUCAGGCCAUUUGCUCAACCUAGAAUUCAUAGGUGCUUACCGGAAAUGGGGAGCCUGUGAUCCUUUAGCCUUGUUUGAUGCUCCUGUUGCCAAGGCUUGUGGAGAAGAUUAUAUGCCUAUCAAGAAGACUUUGGAGAGAGAGGUACGACAAGCCAAUGUCCUAGUUGUUUGGACAGAUUGUGAUCGUGAGGGGGAGAACAUUGGAUAUGAGAUCAUUGAAGUCUGCAAGGCUGUGAAACCCAACCUGCGUGUGUAUAGGGCCAAAUUCUCAGAGAUUACAGCUCAGUCAGUGCAACGUGCUUGUCGCAGCCUUGAGGACCCAGAUAAAAGAGUCAGCGAUGCUGUUGAUGUUCGACAAGAACUUGAUCUCAGAAUAGGGGCUGCUUUCACUCGUUUCCAAACCCUUCGCCUACAAGGGGUCUUCCCAGCUGUGCUUGGAGAAAAGCUGAUCAGUUAUGGCAGUUGCCAAUUUCCUACCCUUGGCUUUGUUGUGGAACGCUACAAAGCCAUCCAGAGUUUCAUUCCAGAGUCCUUCUGGAAGCUCAAGGUGGUUCACAAUUACCAGGAGAAGAUGGUGGAAUUUGUUUGGAAAAGGGGCCGUCUCUUUGACCAGCUGGCUUGUCAGGUCUUGCAUGAUGUCUGUUCAGAAAAUCCUCAAGCAACUGUUGUGGAUGUAAAGACAAAGCCCAAGAACAAAUGGAGACCUCUCCCUCUUGACACUGUGGAAUUAGAGAAGUUGGCAUCCCGGAAGCUGCGGAUCAAUGCAAAGGAAACCAUGCGAAUUGCAGAACGCCUUUAUACUAAAGGUUACAUUAGCUAUCCAAGGACAGAGACAAAUAUUUUCCCCAAGGAAUUGAAUCUUGUGCCGCUUGUCCAGAUGCAGAUGCAAGAUCCCCAAUGGGGAGGUUUUGCACAGCGGGUCUUGGAUGGAGGGCCAAACCCACGGCAGGGGAAGAAAUCAGACAAGGCUCAUCCUCCCAUCCAUCCAACAAAAUAUGCUCCAAACCUGGAUGGGAAUGAGAGGCGUAUAUAUGAGUUCAUUGUCAGGCACUUCUUGGCUUGCCUGUCUCAAGAUGCACUUGGCCAGGAGACCACUGUGGAGAUAGUUGUUGCUGAUGAAAGGUUUACUGCUCAUGGCCUGGUUAUUCUGGCAAGGAAUUACUUGGAUGUUUAUCCCUAUGAGACAUGGAGUGGAAAAGAAUUACCUUUGUAUGAGACAGGUCAGCAAUUCCUUCCAACCUCAAUUGACAUGGUUGAUGGGGAGACCUCCCCACCUCCUCUCCUUACUGAAGCAGAUCUUAUUGCCCUCAUGGAGAAACACGGCAUUGGAACUGAUGCAACUCAUGCUGAGCACAUAGAGACCAUCAAAUCCAGAUUGUAUGUGGGUCUACAAGGUGACAAAAGAUUUGUGCCAGGGGAGCUAGGUAUGGGGCUUGUAGAUGGAUAUGAUUCCAUGGGUUUCCAGAUGAGCAAGCCCCAUCUUCGGGCAGAAUUGGAGGCAGAUCUGAAGCUAAUCUGUGAAGGAAGAAAGGAUCCCAAAGAAGUCUUGGCCUCUCAGGUUCAUAAAUAUAAGCAAGUCUUCAUAGAAGCCAUUCGCCAGGCACAAAAGUUGGAUGAGGCUUUGGCACACUUCUUUGGAGAAGCUCAGCAAGUGGAAGCAAACAUUGGUACCAUGGGAUAUGAAGCACCUGUGAGCAUCAUGAAAUGUCCCAAGUGCAACAUGGGGGAUAUCAUCAUACGACAGGCAAGGAACGAUGAAGGGAAGGUGUACCUAUCAUGCAUGUCAUACCCAGACUGUCGAGCUGCCGUCUGGUUCCCAAGGGAAGUUGUUGAGGUUAAAACAGUCCAAGAGACUUGUCCUGUUUGUGCAGGAAAUCCGAAGCUCCUGCAAUUCCGCUUCAAGCCAGGUUCUUUUGCUCCACUAUAUCCAGAUGAGUACAUAGCUUGUGUUGGAGGGUGUGACAGAAGUUUUCUGGAUGCCUUGAACAUCUCUCCUCUCUCUGCAAUGCCUUCAGGUCCUCGACAAGAUGGAAAUCUAACACAAAGGAGCAUUGACAGUGGCUAUGGAAGUACUCGAACUUCCCAUCAUACUCAGGAUGCUACUUCAAGUUCUUCAUUCAGUGUCCCAAGCAAUCCACCUUUAAGACGUGGAAACAAUGCAUCGAUGAGGCAGGAUGGAGACUUUGCUAGGCGAACGCCCAGUACAUCGAGGAAUGUGCGUCCGGCUGCACAGAAUGACACUGGACAUGCAAAUUCGGUUGUCUGCCAUUGUAAUGAGGAUGCCCUUCUGCUUACCGUGAGGAAGGAAGGCCCUAACAAAGGACGACAGUUUUACAAGUGUGCCAAACCUCAAGGAAGUGGAUGCAAUUUCUUCCUCUGGGCUGAUGAAGCCACAGGAGUGCAGAGUCCAGGGUUCCCUCCUGAUCCUGGGGACGAUGGUUGGUUGUACAAAAGGAGGGUGCCAACAAAGGGAGGGAAUUUUAUACUUGCUCCAAGCCCAGGCAAGAGCAAUGUGGUUUCUUCCAAUGGGCUGAUGAGACAUCUAUCCCAUCUGGAGGCAGGGGAAGAGGCCGAGGAAGAGGCAGAGGAGGUGGUGGUGGAGGUGGAGGUGGAGGUUGGGGUGAGGGUAGGGGUAGGGGUGGGGGUGGAAAGAGAAAGUGUGGAGCUUGUGGUCAACUUGGACACACAAAGAGAACCUGCCCAUCAGCCCAGGAAGAUGGAGAUCCAUGGUGAUCAUUGGAUUCCUGGUAUGUACCUGAUGGCAAUCCAUUUCCUGCCAUGUUGGGUUAUCCCCUCCCUUCCUUUCGUUUAUCAUAGAAACAAAUUUAGGCCUAUCAAUUUGAAAUCAUUUGAA